CCAAAAGGCAGAUGCACACGCUGUUUUCUCUGCCCAUUUACCUCCCUGUCCCAUGGGGAAAACUGCUCCAGCCUGCUGUCUGCAGCACAGCAGUGGAGGUUUGAAGAAGCCCAAAGGGGUUAAAGUCACACUGAACUCCCAAAGUCAGUCGCUUCCAAGUCAGAGUCUGGCUGCUGCCUGCGGUUUGUGGGAAGGGAUUUCGUUUUUUAAUAACAGCAUUAUAAAUAGGGCUGUGUUCAGCUUGCUGCAGACGCUCACUCGCUCGUCUCCCUCCUCCUGCCGCUGCUCUUCCCUCCUACACGGAUCCCUGUGCUGGCCAUGGACCGGUCAGCCUUCUUCCUCAGCCUCCUCAGCUUGCUGGUGUGCCUCCCCCCCAUCCUCCAGGCAUGCCCCUCGAGCUGCCACUGCCACGGAGGAGAGCUCCAGCAUGUCAUCUGCGACAACGUCGGGCUGAAGAAGAUCCCCAAGGUGUCCGAGCAAACGCGGCUCCUCAAUCUGCAGAGGAACAACUUCCCCGUCCUGCCGACCAACGCCUUCAGGGAGAUGAAAGGGCUCGUGUCCCUCCACCUCCAGCAUUCCCAGAUCAAGGAGAUCUCCAGCGGCGCCUUCCGGGGGCUGAAGCAGCUUGUCUACCUUUACCUGUCCAAUAACGAUAUCAGCAUCAUCAAGAUGGGUGCCUUUGAUGACCUGUCGGAGCUCACGUACCUGUACAUGGACCACAACAAGAUCUCGGACCUGCCCAAGGGGCUCCUCUCCCCACUCAUUAACCUCUUCAUCCUGCAGCUGGGCAGCAACAAGAUCCGAGAGCUGAGAUCGGGGGCCUUCAGCGGUGCUAAGGACCUGCGCUGGCUCUACCUCUCUGACAACUCCCUCUCCUCCGUCCAGCCCGGGGCCCUGGACGACGUGGAAAACCUAGCUGUCUUCCAUUUGGAUAAGAACCAGCUGAGCACUUACCCAGUGGCUGCAAUGAGCAAGCUGAGGGUAGUGGAGGACCUGAAGCUUUCUCACAACCCCAUGAAGGUCAUUCCCGACUAUGCCUUCCAGUCCUUCGGGCGCUACAUGGAGACACUCAGUCUGGACAACAUGGGCCUGGAAAAGUUUUCAGAUAAAGCAUUUGCUGGAGUGACCACACUGAAGACUGUUCACAUCGAGAACAACAGACUUAACCAGCUACCUGGGAACUUCCCGUUCAGCAGCCUGGAGAACCUCACUCUGUCCAAUAAUCCUUGGCACUGCUCCUGUCAGCUAGCAGCUCUGCGCAAGUGGUUAGAGUCCAGCCGCUCCCGCCCUGAUGCGGUUUGUGCCUCACCAUCUCAGUACCGAGGGCAGCAGAUAAGAGACACCGCCGCACUCCGCAGCUGCAAACUCCCCACCAGGAGGCCCAGGAAAGGAAACCGCCAUUAAACAGGCCCUGGUAUGGCUUGUCCAGGUGACUGGCCGCUUCAACCAAUCAGAAAACUACUGACUCCAUCCAAGUCCACCCAUAAGCUUCUACCAUCUGUCAAGAGACAUUUCUGAUGUAUCUGAUCACCUCUAGCCUCCUCACAAUCCUCGCCUAUCUGCUGACUGGAGGAUGGAAUCCAACUUUUCAAUCUUUUCCAACAUCUAUGUAUUUUAAAAGAGGCAUUUUUUAAACUAAACUAUGCAUGACGAUGCUAACACAAGCUAACCUAGAUCCUGCCCAUAAAACACAGUCAUCUUCCCAGAGGCAACCUAAACCCAUGUCCCUGAUUAUCCUGUUUGUCUCCAUCUUUCUCCUUCCAGUGGGAUGCAAGUGAAUAGAAAGCCAUAAGGGUUCCUCCCUCCCCCAGCCCCUGACUGCUCCAGGAGGAAAGCCAUCCCAUCUCAACUCAUGCAGACAGAAACCUCCUCCUACCUGAGGAGGUGAUCCCUGCAGGUCAGGGCAGAGGACCACAGGUGAAGCAAUGUUCAGGGUUCAGUGGACUUGGAGAGUGAGUUUCCCUUACAGUCCAGCAGGGGGUGAUCUCUCUAGUUCAGGCUGAGGUCUGCUAGUGUUGGGGAACCUCAACACUGAAAUAGCUUAGAGAUUGGAUUCUCUUCUCACCCCGCAGGAAGGCGGUUUCACAAAGUACCUACACAUGUAAGGGGAGAGGUUUGCACCGUAUCAGCCUAUAUCUGGGGAGCGAUCUUGCUCUCCAGUCCUCCUCCUCUUCUCCUCACCCCUAACCCAGAAAGCCUAGCGGGAGAAGAAGAUGACUAUGGUUUAUCGUCAUGGAUUUUACAAUACCACAAUUUCAACUUAACUGCAUUUUUUUAUCUAAAGAUUUAUAUAAAUAUAUAUAAAUAUAUAUAUAUUUAUUCCUCUGUAACUGAGUGUAAAUGACUCUUCGGAGGAUGAAAACUCCUCUUACUCUUAUAUAGAAAACAAAUUGUAUAUUUUCUUAUGUACAUCUUCUGUAUAAAGCUCUCGCUGCA
This is a messenger RNA of Chelonia mydas (Green sea turtle), 2436 nucleotides long. It is a transcript of the gene CHAD, whose product is annotated as chondroadherin. The record is from RefSeq and is a predicted model, not a curated record. Gene Ontology annotation, cellular component: extracellular matrix. The coding region runs from base 319 to 1404 and encodes 361 amino acids. NCBI's taxonomy places the organism in Eukaryota, Metazoa, Chordata, Testudines, Cheloniidae. Gene Ontology annotation, molecular function: protein binding. The transcript has 4 exons.